Messenger RNA from Onthophagus taurus, 1722 nucleotides. RefSeq names its product tudor and KH domain containing protein papi. Gene Ontology annotation, molecular function: RNA binding. The record is from RefSeq and is a predicted model, not a curated record. Gene Ontology annotation, biological process: P granule organization; piRNA processing; spermatogenesis. Lineage: Eukaryota; Metazoa; Arthropoda; Insecta; Coleoptera; Scarabaeidae. Gene Ontology annotation, cellular component: P granule.
UUAUACAUAGAUGGCGCUAAAUCGUCAUACAAAAUUAUUGGUUAUGUGAACUCAGGCACUUAAAAUCGAAUAAAAAUUACUUAAUCGCACUUUACAAACGGGUUUUUGCGCACGAAACAAUUAAUUUUCAUCAUAAUGAGCUUGCCCACAAAAGCAUUAACAACAACCCUAGGGAUUACCGUUGUAGGAAUAGCUGGAUAUUUGAUUUAUCUUCUUUUUAAAUCCGACGAAGAUGAUGAUUACAAUAACACAAUCCCGAGAGCGGGUAAACACAAGAUAGUACAUGUUGGAGUGCCAAAAGGUGUUGUUGGAGCGUUAAUUGGUCGAAAUGGAAGCAAUAUUAAAAAGAUUCAAGAUGAAUCAAACACGCGGAUUAACACCAAGGAUCUUGAGAAUAACCCAGAGAAAAUUUUUGUGAUUAGUGGCUCAGCUGAAGGAUGUAUUAUGGCAGAGAACCUUAUUAGGGAUUUUGUUCGAAAUCAACCGAUGGUGGAAUGUUUUGAUAUGGAGGUUCCACAUAGAUGUGUUGGGAAAAUAAUUGGAAGAUGUGGGGAACAAAUUCAAGAGAUUUCUAGCCUCUCAGGAGCAAAAAUCAAUUUUGCUAAUGAUGAUAAAUCAGCAGCAAUGAGGAGAUUAUUUAUUAGGGGAACUAAGGAACAAAUCAAUUUGGCCAAAGCUUAUAUUGAAGAUAUCAUUAAUAAGUUUGAUAGUGUACAUAAAAAAAUGGAAAAUAGCUUAGCAAAAAGAGAACCUAGGGCUCCUGCUAAAAAUGGGGGCGUUAUUAAUUCAGUCGAGAGUCCUAAAGUUGAAAGAAUUUCACCUUUACCUGGACAACCUGAUUCUCAAUUUGAUGUGUAUGUAUCAGCAAUGAUUGAUCCUUCUCAUUUUUGGGUACAAUUAGUAAGCCCUAAAGCCACUGAACUCGAUCAAUUAGUUGAAGAUAUGACUGAGUAUUAUUCAAAAAAAGAUAAUCGCGAUUUUCACAUCCUUGAUAAUCUCCAACCUGGUGAUUUAGUUGCUGCACUUUUUAAAUAUGAUAAUAAAUGGUAUAGAGCUGAGGUUUUAAAAAUUCAUAACUCCCAAGUAGAGCUUUAUUACGUUGAUUACGGCGAUACAGACACUACAGAAUGUUCAGACGCUUACGAACUUCGCACUGAUUUUCUUCAACUUCAUUUUCAAGCGAUUGAAUGUUAUUUGGGUAGGGUGGAACCUACGGAGGGUUCUUGGUCGGAAGAAGCGGUCGAUAAAUUUGAAGAAUGGACUCACGUGGCUCAAUGGAAAAAAUUAUCGGCGAAAAUUAAUGGGUACACUGUUCGCGAGAAAGUAAGGGCAAAACGCGAAGGUUCUCCUGUCCCUGGAGUCGAGUUAUUCGACGUCAGUAACGAUCAGGAUAGAAAUAUUGGGGAGGAAUUGGUCAGACAUGGAUACGCGGUGUUUAAAAAGGAAGAAAUGGGAAGUCGGGCUACUAGUAUGAGUAAUGUUAGCCUCGAGUCGUGUUAAUUUUUUUUAUAUCGUACAAAACAUAUUUAAUUUUUGUUUGUAAAUAGCGGUUUCUUUUUGAGAUAGUAUUAAAAAUGUAGAUACUUAACCGUAAAAAAAGAUUUGUGCCUUGAAUUAAUCAUUAAUUUUCAAAAUUAGCUUGUUGAAGUUACUAUUAAUAAAUGACGUUAUGUUAUAUUAUUAAAGGUUUUGCUUAAAUACAAAUUAUUCUAUUUUCAAUUA